This is a messenger RNA of Colletotrichum orchidophilum, 1821 nucleotides long. RefSeq lists its product as uncharacterized. The transcript has a single exon. Lineage: Eukaryota; Fungi; Ascomycota; Sordariomycetes; Glomerellales; Glomerellaceae. Bases 1 to 1821 code for a protein of 606 amino acids. The record is from RefSeq and is a predicted model, not a curated record.
AUGGACAGCUCGCACCAUUACUCAGGCAUGUUUCCCCCUGCCUAUUCAACAGGGCUUGCACCAUACCCACGACCUGUUAUACCAGCGAAACGAGAGGAUGACGACGUCCAAUUUGUAUCCUCCAAUCCCGUCAAGAAGAGAAGGAUUGACGACUAUCAGCCGGUCACGCAACAUUCCACUACAAAAUCACCGGCCUUGGGGCGACCCGUUCCCAUCAGCCAUCAGACAUCCGAAGCCGCCAAGCCGACCUCUCAGCCGGAAAGACGGGGAAGCACGGGGAUGGUCGAUCACUCGCCCACGGCCCGUUUGCCGGAUGUGGACCCGAUGAGAGGCUGCUCAAUGCCGACUCCAGAGAGGUCCUGUCACUCGGAGUCAUUCUGGACUUCACCGUGUACUGGAGAACAGAGCUCGCCGCCAGUGUCGCCCAAAUCGCUCCCAGAACCUAUUUCGCCUUCGGUGCUUGGGAUUGAGAACAGUCAUGGACCUGCACCUAGUAUUAUGAGCGGAACCAACGAAACUGUGGCUGAUUUUCCCGGACCGGUCCCGUCGCUUAUGGCCUCAUCUCAUUUAUAUCAAGCGCAAGUGUCAGGAGAACAAGGUACGCCGAGUCAGUUUCAACCAGAGACCGAGAACCACACUGAGACUGCAAAGGAUGUACCCUCAGCGCCAACAGCUCCCGCUCUAGCUGGCGUCACUGACCAGGGGAAUACCAACUCUGUGCCCGCAUCAGUAGCAGACGGCAAAACCAUCCCGCACCAAACCGCUGAAUCUGGGCCGAUGUUGACCUAUCCUUGUGCUGAGGUGGAGUCGAAGAAUACCACCCGCGAUCUCUUGGACCAGCAGGCAGAUCUUCACAGUUCCAAGAUCAACGAUUUUCCCUUCCCUUUUCAUACCCAUACGCACCAAACCACAAAUGUUUCAAGCCCGUUGACUUCUGAGAUUUACAGCACCAUACAUGGCACUUCGGAUAACCAGACUGGGGCAUGCGCUGAUCGCCCUGCGUCAGGAGCGAAGGGGCCCUGCCGUCAGUGUGUGGAGGUGAGGUUGAGGCAACAGGCAGCCAGCAUGGCGGCCAACUCAGGCCUGACAAACGGCACAAAGGCAUCCACAACCAGUCAGACCCCCCUCCCGCCGUCUUCUAUUCAGCAACCUUGGACACACCUCCUAGGACUCAAUCCGUAUCACAACGCGAUGGCUGGAGCCAUCUAUAACCCACUCUUACAACAAUCUUUAAUGGCUGGACCAGCUGGUCACUUUGCUGUCCACUCGCAACAACCACAUCUUGGCCCCACACUUCCUGCUCAACAGCCAGCGGGACAUAUGUUCCAUCUUGGACCCCCUUCUCCAGUACCGCAAGCACAAGCAUUUGCCGCACAACAGCCGACCGCCCAACCGGCCAAACCAGCGACUGCUAUCUCGAAACCCCAGAAAAAUAGACUUAUCGACACCCAGCCGGCUACCAAACACAUCAUUGUCGAUAUCGCUGACACCUGCCUAAACAUGUUCCCAUUUCAGGAGGUGGCAAAGCGACAUAAUCAACCGGAACAGAAGGUGAGGGACAUAUUUUCAGCCGUGAUCCAGGUUCCUCUGCUGCGCUGUCCUACAGACAAGAGAAGGGCCGGCAAGUUGGGCACAACAAGGGUCAAGGAGUUUACCCAGGCGAAGAAGGAGGUGCAAGCGCAGAAAGGCAAUCCUGGUCAGACUCGGCAGGACUCUCCGAAUCAGAUGCCUUACAUGCCUUCGGCAUGGGAUGUUGCGCAGUUUAUCGGCCCAAGCGAUGUCCGACUCGGGGCUUUACCGAAGUAUUCCCCGCUAUGGUGA